UUUCUGGCCAUAUAAUCCGUUAAGUCGUCUUGAGCAGGCGGUCACUCAAAGCUGAUGACUGGGUCAGUUGAAUGUGAUAAACCAAAGAGAUCACAACAAUUGUUAUUGAUUUUAUUUAUUCAUUUGUGUUUUCGUCUUUGAUUUAUAAGAAGAAACAAAUCAAAAGGAAGAGAUUAACUUGAAUAUCUACGUCAAGUGACUCAGUGGCGCCUUUCAAUAAAAUGAUUUUAUCACCAGAAAAGAAAUAUCGGCCAGCAAGAGAUCCUAUAAAACAAAGUGAAGAAUUCCUGAAGAGUUCCCGGAUCAGUUUGCGCGUGAACAAAAUUGCUAAUUCACGCUUUGCAAAAAAAAAAUGUUUUGAAAAAUGUCAAAUUAAUUCUAUUGACGGUAAAAGAUCGCAACAAAGUCCUUUUCAUAUCUUCAAGGGUAAAUAAAAUGUUAGAUAUAUGUUAAUUGGUGUAAUCAUUAAUAAAAAGAAGUUCAGUGUUGAAGUGCUUUCAAAUUAGUGAAAUGUGAAAGAUUCGUUGACUUGAUUGGCUGAUAGCUCCAAAUUCCACCUCUGAGAUUUUAAAAAUGAAAUCCUGGAGCUCAGAAGUGAUGCGAGUGAAAUUUAUUUUUGGCAAUAACAUGUUUAUUUAUAAAACGAUUAAAAUGCAAGCAACCAAUUAAAUCUACACGUUUUAAGAACUUUCAUUAAUGUUUUUAUUUUUCUCUUCUGAUCUUCGAUUGCAUUAAGUCAUGCAAUAACGAGACGACAUUAAUGUAGCUAAAAAUAACUUAAUCAGCAAGUCAGUUCAAAGUCGAAGUCAAAGAUGUUUCAAGGAAAAAAGUUGAAAUUCUUCGGACUUUGUCAAGACGAGGACAAGGAUUUCAACGACAAUCGACACAUGAAUAAAUAAUUGAACAAUAACGCUGAAGGUUAUUGAAGUGCAUGUCGACUUGACGAUUAUUGCAACAACAUAAAUGAUCGGUGUCGAACUCAAUUUUUAUGUGUUGCAGGCACGAAAGCUAACGCUAAGCAAAGAAUGAAAGUGCAGUCAUUACCACACGUCAUAGACAAAGGAAAAUCAAUAAUUUAUUUUCAGUCUGCAAUUGAAUUUCAUCAAAAGUAGAGUUGCGAUAAGUUUCAAUGAGAAUCAUUCUUAGGUGUAAUAAAUUAAAACGCGAAGUUUAUAAACAAAAUUAAAUGUUUAAAUUGAAAACUUUCCAGAUUUCUUCUUAUUCUCAUAAUUUCUUUGAGAAGUGUUAAUGGACAAGACAACAAUCAAGUAGACGACGAUGGAAAGAAUAAAACAACAAAUUUUGAAAUUACAUGUCAAAUCUAUAACAAAACUUACACUGGAGAAGAAUGUCUUCGAUCGCUGGAAAAGUUUGGAAAGGUUGUCAGUUACAUCGUCACUGGAUUCGUAGUGAUUGUUUUAUCGUGUUGUUGUGGAUGGUUGAUGUGUAUUUGUAAAAUAUUUCAUAACAAAAAGCAUCGUAAUAAUGGACAAAUUCUUCAAAUGAAUCAUCACAAUCCGACAGUUGCAACUGUAGCUUAAGUUCUUAUCUUAGCUCGCAAUCUUUAAGAACUCACAAAACUCAUUAGCUUGUGUCGUGUAAUAAAAGAUUUCUCGUUGUUCUGGUUUCAAAGGGCUAAUAAUUUUUCUAUUAUCUGAAACAUCCAGCGAUGAAUUCUCAUGCGGAUUUCAUUUUUUUACAGAAUGUUGCAUAUUUUUUUAGCAGAAAAAACAGGAUUCUUCAACAUUCCAUGAAUUUUUAAUUACAAUAUGUACAAAAGUAUUUACGUAGCUGAGGUUGGGUGAGAAAUAAUUGAAAACUUUUGUCUUUUAGUUGAUGUUACUGCCUGGGAAAUUUCCAGUGACACUUUCUAUUAAUUCUUUCACAUCUCUCUGUUAUCACAUUAGUUUAUUCCUCACAAUCACACAUAAAUAUUUAGCCUCAUGCAUCAUAAUUAUUCACAGAGGCUCUCCAGAAUGUUUCCUUGAAUGCUACAACAUAUAUUUGUCGUUUCGUGAAUGCAAAAGAACUGCGGAAUGUCAAAAUGAGAAGACAAAUCUUUGUUGUUAUUGUUAUCAGAAGAGUCUGAAGAGAGGAAAGCGUUUUCAUUAUUAUUUUCAUUUUUAAAAAAAUGUAAUAUCCAGGGAGAAUUAAACAUAAACUACAAUUAAGUGAG
Messenger RNA from Clunio marinus, 2176 nucleotides. NCBI's taxonomy places the organism in Eukaryota, Metazoa, Arthropoda, Insecta, Diptera, Chironomidae. The record is from the annotation of a GenBank genome assembly.